GAGCCGCGGGGCCGCCACACUUGCCCCCCUCCCCCUCUCUCACUCGCACUCACACCCGGGGACAGGAGGCGGGCGGCCCCGGCCCCACCGGUCCCCCAUGGCCACCCCCGGGCCCCGGCGCUGAGCCACCCGCCACCCCUCCCCACGCACAGCCCAGCCCGCCACGCCGAGGUCACUGGAUGGCAAGCGGAAAAGAAAGACCAGCCAAUGUUCCCUGAAAACCAGCAUGUCAGGGUACAUCCCUAGUUACCUGGACAAAGAUGAGCAGUGUGUCGUGUGUGGAGACAAGGCCACAGGUUAUCAUUACCGAUGCAUCACUUGUGAAGGCUGCAAGGGCUUCUUCCGGCGCACGAUCCAGAAAAACCUUCAUCCCACUUACUCCUGCAAAUAUGAUGGCUGUUGCAUCAUUGACAAGAUCACCCGAAACCAGUGCCAGCUAUGUCGCUUUAAGAAAUGCAUCUCCGUGGGCAUGGCCAUGGACUUGGUCCUGGAUGAUUCAAAGCGGGUGGCAAAGCGAAAGCUGAUUGAGGAGAAUCGGGAACGGCGGCGCAAGGAAGAGAUGAUCCGCUCGCUGCAGCAGCGGCCAGAGCCCAGUCCUGAGGAAUGGGACCUUAUCCAUCUGGUAACAGAGGCCCACCGAAGUACCAAUGCCCAAGGCAGCCAUUGGAAGCAGAAACGGAAAUUCUUGCCAGAGGACAUUGGCCAGUCACCCAUGGCCUCAAUGCCAGAUGGGGACAAGGUGGACCUGGAGGCCUUCAGUGAGUUUACCAAGAUCAUCACCCCGGCCAUCACCCGUGUGGUGGACUUUGCCAAAAAACUGCCCAUGUUCUCCGAGCUGCCUUGUGAAGACCAGAUCAUCUUGCUGAAGGGCUGCUGCAUGGAGAUCAUGUCUCUUCGGGCCGCUGUAAGAUAUGAUCCCGAGAGUGAGACCUUGACGCUGAGUGGGGAGAUGGCAGUCAAACGGGAGCAGCUGAAGAAUGGCGGCCUGGGGGUGGUCUCUGAUGCCAUCUUUGAUCUGGGCAAGUCACUCUCUGCCUUCAACCUGGAUGACACGGAAGUGGCUCUGCUCCAGGCUGUGCUGCUCAUGUCUUCAGACCGCUCGGGCCUGCUGUGUGUGGACAAGAUCGAGAAGUGCCAGGAGGCUUACCUGCUGGCUUUCGAACACUACAUCAACCAUCGCAAACACAACAUUCCCCACUUCUGGCCCAAACUGCUGAUGAAGGUGACUGACCUCCGGAUGAUAGGGGCCUGCCAUGCCAGCCGCUUCUUACACAUGAAAGUCGAGUGCCCCACAGAACUUUUUCCCCCGCUCUUCCUUGAGGUCUUCGAGGAUCAGGAAGUCUAAGCCCCCAGUGCUGGGGUAUGGGGAGAGCUGGGGCAUGUGGAGCUGCAGAGGGUGCAGCAGAAGGGGCAGGGCUAAGGGAUACCACCCCACAUCCCUCUUCUGUCUUUCCUUCUAUAUAUUUUUGCCUCCCACACACAGCCUAGCCAAGAUCCCUCCUCAGAGACCUCCUUCCUGCCCUGGGAUCAGGCAAAACAAACAAACAAAAACCAACUCAAGAAAAUGAAAAAGGACAAUGCCAGUGGGAAGGGGAGUCCUCUGGCAACUUUUAGGAGCCCCACCCCCAGGGCAGGGGGAAGAUGGGGAGAAGAGAUGGGACAAGGAGCCAUCUGAACUGUAGGGGAAGGAUGGGGGGUUGUAGGGGGAACUGCCCUCAACCCCUCCCCCCGCCAAAAAAGCCUACCCCUCUCCUUAUUCCUUAACCCAGAUCCUGGGCUAGGGCCCCUCUUUUCAUGCUCAGAUACCUGGGUUGCACAGAGAAGCCUCAGCAUUGGCUCCUCCCUGGGAGGUUAAAAGUUAUAGUCACUCUAACUGCACUUUGGAAGCGAGAGGGUAAAAGAAAGAAAAGUGGAGAAAAAAAUAGAGAAAGAGAGAAAAAGACAAAAAAAAAAGAGACAGAGAGAUGAUGAUAUUAAAUUAUUAACUGAGGCCGGCUGGGGAGAGGACCUGGGGUGGGGGAGAUAGGAAAAGACUUGCCCAUCCCAAUGCACUUUGACAGCUGCCCCCCCCCCAAAAAAAGAGAAGCCCACCAUCACUACCACCUCCUGAGUGGGGCUGCCAAUCAGAGUUAAGCCACAGGGUCCUGGCCACCUCCAUUUCCCUCCCCUCCCCACUUGCCUUGCUCCCUUGGCGCACACACCUUUGCACCCUCUGCUCGCCACUUGUGCCCGCUAAUUCUGAGCUCCAUCUACCUCUCACACUGGAUGCCAGCCAGUAUCCCCUAUAUGGCUCCCUGUUAAAAUGCCCACCAACCCAGGGACUUCCCUCCCCUAAAUGGUGCCCACCCUCCUUCCUGCCCCAGGCAGGUACCUUGGCAUCCACACCAGGAAAGACUAUGGUCCCAGCUCUCCACUGUCCUCCCCAUAUCCUGCAGAGUCAGCCACAAUCAAGAGGCUGCAUUGGGGAGUAUUUUUGAGUCUAGGCAUCUCCCCAACUCUCUGCUCCUAGGCUACUCUUCUCUCCUUCCUUUGAGAUUCCAGCCCCCUCCCCAAACAAUGCACUAAUCCCAUCCUUUCUUUUACCCUUGUCUCCUCCAUUCCUGGCAGCACCCUGAUGUCUCAGAAGGCACCACCCGCUGGUGGUAGAGUGGAGGGGCUAGGGAAAUGGCACUUAGUUUUUGUUUUAUGGAGGAAUGGGGGGUUUUGAAGGGGUGCUCAUUUUUGUCUCUGAAAUUCUUCGGCUUUGUCUGCCACCCUCCUCCCCCAACCCUGCUCCUUUAAUUCAGGAACUCCACCUGGAGCUACACCCCCACUCUCACCCCAGGAAGAUGAAAACCAGAGGAGGGGGCUAUUUUUCUGGCCAGGCUUCACUGCUUUGUUUGUUUGAUUUGAGUAUGCUACCCACCCCACCCCCUACACCCAACCAAGGACUGUAGGAGUUAAUCCCCUGGAAAGAGAAUGAGUAGGCAUGAGGAAUAUGGGGCCAUAUAUAUGGGCAGGGAUGGAAAUACUUGCCUCAAGAAGCCAUGGGUGAUGGGAUGAGUGUUGGGGGUGAGGGGGUUGUGGAUUUCCUCCUCUUUGCACUUCUUGGGCAAAAAUGUCUUAAGCAGUAGAGGAUUUGCCACCUCUCCCCUUGGCCUAACCCCCUGCACUGAUAGCCCACACCCCCCCUCCUCAACCUCCACCACCGUGGUCCUGAGCUGUAUCCAGGGGAGUAUGGCCUUCUCCCCACCCACCCACCUACCCACCCAAGGAAAUCUCCUGGCCUGAGACUUAAGAUUUGCCGUCCUCACUACCAGCCCCUUACAGUUCCCGACACACAUACCCCUUCCUUGUCCACAUAGCCCAGAUCUAAGGGGUACGGGACAGGAGAGACUAGGUUGUGUGUCUGUCUGUAUGUGUGUGUACGUGCGCGCACGACUGUGUCUGUCCUUUACAUUUGCUGCCUAGCACACUUUCUGUCUCUCUUUGUCUCUUUAUCCUGGGGGUCUAAUUCUGACUCCAGGUCACUAGGAUGAGUCUUCUUCCUCAGUUGCCACCCCUACCCCACAACAGGGCCAUCAAUGUACUUGCUCUGGCUACCGUCUACUCUUUUCCAGCCAUGGACAGAGCAGGGAAGGCUUAGGGGCUAAGUGGGACUGGCCCCUUUAUAGGCAUUUGGGAAUUACUUUCCAGCACACCACCCACCCCCAAACCACACCAGAUGAGCUAUGUAUGACCUGCCUCCAUAUUACCCUGCGCUGUCUUGGUAUUGAGGGGCAGGGAAUGGACAGCAGCCUGGGGUAAGGGUCUGUCCAAGUAUGUGUAUGGAUGAUGCAUGUUCUGUGUGUGUGUUUAGAUGAAUGUUCCCAGCUCACGUGUAUUCUUUGGGGGAUAUGUCUGAAGGGGGCUAUGGAGACAGGUAGUCUUAGAGCACCUGCUCUAGAUUCAUAAAUUCCCCCAUCCCUACUGUGGGAAGUAGAGGAUGGGGGGUCCCAAUCUUGGAGAUCAUUGGUGCUAAUAAAGGAGGGAGGGGUGGACAGACAUGACAUGAGGGUGCUUGGCAAACCCCCUCCAGUAUUGGGCCAGGGCACUUCAGGGGUAGAGGUGGGGCCUCGUGUUGCAGUAUUGGCUGUGGGAGGGGUGCCCAUGAUAGGAUGAGGGGGCUCUGGAUAGGAUGAGGGGGGCCCUAGAGCCAUGACCACUACACUGCCCCCCUUCCCACUCCCUACCCCCACCCUGCCUCCUUCCCCAUCUCAGUAUUCCCCCACCCAUCAUUCUUAACACACAUACCUCAUCCAGCUCCCCACCUUGCUCUGUCCCAGGUGGGGGGAGUAGGGAGAGAGGAGUCCCCUGUCCCUCCCCUCAUCCCCUGGUGGCCGGCCUACAGGGUAGAGAGGGGGUGGGGGGCAAAGACACCGUCCACAAAGGGGACUAGGGGAACCCCUAACCCGUAACUCCUGGGGGGGUACUGCCUGGGGGC
This is a messenger RNA of Gracilinanus agilis (Agile Gracile Mouse Opossum), 4462 nucleotides long. It is a transcript of the gene THRA, whose product is annotated as thyroid hormone receptor alpha. NCBI's taxonomy places the organism in Eukaryota, Metazoa, Chordata, Mammalia, Didelphimorphia, Didelphidae. The transcript has 8 exons. Bases 227 to 1345 code for a protein of 372 amino acids. Gene Ontology annotation, molecular function: zinc ion binding; nuclear receptor activity; RNA polymerase II cis-regulatory region sequence-specific DNA binding. The record is from RefSeq and is a predicted model, not a curated record. Gene Ontology annotation, biological process: cell differentiation; retinoic acid receptor signaling pathway; negative regulation of transcription by RNA polymerase II.